Molecule: messenger RNA, 2556 nt
Organism: Chanos chanos (milkfish)
Lineage: Eukaryota; Metazoa; Chordata; Actinopteri; Gonorynchiformes; Chanidae
Gene: pde6c
Product: phosphodiesterase 6C, cGMP-specific, cone, alpha prime
Exons: 22
Coding region: 1-2556 (851 amino acids)
Biological process (GO): signal transduction
Molecular function (GO): 3',5'-cyclic-nucleotide phosphodiesterase activity; protein binding
Source: RefSeq, a predicted model, not a curated record
AUGGCAGACAAGGAUAGCGUGGAGAAAUACUUGGAGAAUAAUCCCCAAUUCGCCAAAGAGUAUUUUGACAAGAAAGUGCGAGCUGAGGUUCUUGCAGCUGCCUUUGCUGAAAAUUUAGAGAUCAAAGAUACAGCAUCUUACAAAGAUGUGUCCCAGAUCCAGGAGUCUGCCAUCAUUUUUGACAUGGUCAAGGAAAUGCAAUCACAAACCGUUAUGGAGAAGGCCAUGCACAAAGUACUACAGAGAAUAUGUCUCCUCUUGAACGCCGACCGGUGCAGCUACUUCUUGUUAAGGUCCAGAAACGGCAUCCCUGAGUUGGCCACUUGUCUUUUUGAUGUCACUCCUACAUCCAAAUAUGAGUCAAACCUGGUCAACCCAUCAGCUGAGAUUGUUUUUCCAACUGAUAUGGGCAUAAUUGGGCAAAUUGCCACCAGCAAAAAGGGAGUUAACGUUCCGGAUGUUAAACAGAACAACCGCUUCAGUGACUUUGUUGAUAAGCAGACAGGGUACACAACAAAGAACAUGUUAGCAGCUCCAAUUAUGAAUGGGAAGGAUCCUCUGGGUAUCAUCAUGGCACUGAACAAAGUUGGGGCAGAUUCAUUCUCAAAAGAAGAUGAGGAUCUCUUCAACAAAUACCUCACGUUUGCUUCAGUCAUUGCACUGCAACACCACACCUCAUACAUGUGGAAUGUAGAGUCCAGAAGGAGUCAGGUUCUUCUGUGGUCAGCAAGCAAAGUGUUUGAAGAACUUACAGAUAUUGAGCGACAGUUUCACAAAGCUCUUUACACAGUGAGAAUCUACCUCAACUGUGAGAGAUACUCUGUGGGGCUUUUGGACAUGACCAAAGAGAAGGAAUUCUACGAUGAGUGGCCAGUUAAACUGGGAGAAGUUGAGCCCUACAAGGGGCCCAAGACACCUGAUGGGAGGGAAGUGAAUUUUUACAAAAUCAUUGAUUAUCUCUUAGAAGGCAAAGAGGAAAUCAAAGUCAUACCGACUCCACCUGCAGACCACUGGGCCCUUGUAAGCGGUCUUCCGACCUAUGUGGCCGAGAAUGGCUUUAUUUGUAACAUGAUGAAUGUUGCUGCUGAUGACUACUUCACAUUCCAGAAAGAAGCUGUUGAUGAGACUGGCUUCAUAAUCAAGAACGUCUUGUCACUUCCCAUUGUCAAUAAAAAGGAAGAAAUUGUAGGUGUUGCCACCUUCUUUAACAGAAAAGACGGUAAACCAUUUGAUGAGCCGGAUGAACAGAUUACUGAAGCCCUCACACAGUUUCUGGGAUGGUCAGUGCUGAAUUGUGACACAUAUGACAAGCUGAACAGGAUGGAAUGGAGGAAAGAAAUAGCACAGGAGAUGGUCAUAUACCAAACCAGAGCCACCCCUGCUGAAGUCCAAAGCAUCCUGAACACACAGGAGAAGUUUGGCCAAGGUCCGGAGGACUGCGAUCAGAAGGAGAUGUAUAAACUCUUGCGAGCAAAUAUCCCUGAGGCCAAAGAUGUGGAACUUUUGGAGUUCCACUUCAGUGACUUCCCUCUGUCAGAGUUUGAUCUCAUUAAGUGUGGUCUUCGCUGCUUCUUUGAACUUGGUGUGGUGGAGAAGUUUAAAGUGCCCCCAGAGGUCCUGACUCGUUGGAUGUACACGGUCAGGAAAGGAUACCGAGACAUCACUUACCACAACUGGAGACAUGGUUUCAAUGUGGGCCAGACCAUGUUCUGUCUAUUGCAGACUGGGAAACUGAGAAGAUACUACUCUGAUCUUGAUGCCUUUGCAAUGGUGGCUGCUGCAUUUUGCCAUGAUAUUGACCACAGGGGGACUAACAACCUGUACCAAACAAAGAGCGCAUCACCUUUGGCUAAACUUCAUGGGUCAUCCAUUCUGGAAAGGCACCAUCUUGAAUACAGCAAGAAUCUCAUGGGAGAGGAGGACCUGAACAUUUUCCAGAGCCUUCAGAAACGUCAGUUUGAGACUGUGCAACACUUGCAUGAUGUCUGCAUUAUCGCCACUGAUCUGGCCUUAUACUUCAAAAAAAGAACGAUGUUCCAGAAGAUUGUGGAUGCUACCGAAGGAAUGACAGAUGAAAAAGAAGCAACAGGCUACGUGGCCAAUAACCCCAUUAGGAAGGAAAUUGUCAUGGCAAUGAUGAUGACAGGAUGUGACUUGUCUGCCAUUACAAAGCCAUGGGAAGUCCAAAGCAAGGUGGCUCUUAUGGUGGCAGCUGAAUUCUGGGAACAAGGUGACCUGGAGAGAACAGUGCUUGAUCAACAGCCUAUUCCUAUGAUGGACAGAAACAAAGCAGAUGAACUUCCCAAGAUGCAGUGCGGUUUCAUUGAUUUCGUGUGCUCAUUUGUAUACAAGGAAUUCUCCAGGUUUCACAAGGAGAUCACCCCCAUGUUUGAUGGUCUGAACAACAACAGAGUCCACUGGCAAGAGCUUGCAGAUGUUCAUGCUGCUAAGAUGAAGGCCAUUGAGGAUGAGAAGAAAAAGCUAGAGGAAGCAGAGACAAAGAAAGAGGGUGAGCCCACGGAGGGAGGCAAAUCCAAAACCUGCACCAUAUUUUAA